AUGUGGCCGACUUGUUCCCAUCGCUUUUCCCGUUUUUUCUUCCGGUCAGGUACCGCGGGUCGUACUCGCCCGGCGGUAGCGGCGGAAGCGGAGGCGGCGGAGGCGGCGGGGAAGGCGGUGGCGGGGGGUUGGGCGGAGGGGGAGAAGGAGGAGGCGGAAGCGGUGGGGGAGAAGGAGGCGGGGGUGGAGGGGGUGGGGGGGAAGGGGGUGGGGGAGGUGGAGGGGAAGGUGGCGGAACGGGCGGGCGUGGUGGUGGGGGUGGGGGAAGAGUCGGAGGCGGAGGUUUUGGGGGGGAUGGCGGAGGACGGGGCGGCGGCGAUGGGGGAGGUCGAGGGGGAGGCGGACGGGGCGAGGGCGGAGGGGGGCGCGGGGGGGGGGGAAGGCGGGGGACUCGGCGGGGGAGUCGGCGGCUGCGGUGGCCGAGGGGGGGUAGGUGCGGGUGGCGGCGGUCGACGGGAAGGCGGAGACGGUGGCGGGGAUGGGGGAGGCCGCGGGGGAGGUCGCGGGGGAGGUGGGCGAGGGGGAGACGGCGGGGGAGGAGAUGGGGAGCGAGGAGGCGGGAGGGGAGGGGGACUGGGAGGGAGAGAUGGAGGGGGAGAUGGAGGGCGGGGCGGGGGAGAGGGUGGGGGAGACGGAGGGGAAGGGGGGGGACGCGGAGGGCUGCGCGGAGGUGAUGGCGGAGAUGGUGGCGGGGAGGGCGGGCGGGGAGGAGGGCGCGGGGGGCGGGGAGGAGGCCGAGGCGGCGGGGAAGGAGGGCGCGGAGGCGGGGGAGGAGAUCGUUUCGGAGGCGGUGGGCUGGGCGGGGCGCUGGGCGGCGGCUUCGGCGGCGGGCUUGGCGGCGGCCGCGGAGGCGGCGGUCGGGGAGGCGGCGGGGACGAAAGAAGCGCAUCGGGCGGGAAAUUGUCAGGUUUCUUUGGGGGUCUCGCCUUGCCGUGGGGUGGGGGGGACUUUAUCCGGAAGGGCGGGGGGGACUUCUUGCGGAAGGGCGGGGGAGAUUUCUUGUGGCGGAACGGCGGAGGGGAUCUGCGCCGAUGGGGAGGGGGAGAUUUCCAGCGGAAGACAGGGGGAGACUUUUUCGCCGCCGUCCCCUUAUGCGGAGGAGGGGAGCGCGGGGAGGCCGAAGACCGAGGCGGAGGCGGGCGCGCGGACUGGGCCCGCACGGGGGGACGCGGUAUUUUCUUCGGAGGCAGUUUCUUGGAGCACGCGGGGAACGGCGCGCAUCCCGCCACGGCCGCGGGGCGCCCGCCGUUCCACGCGCAAGUCGCGGACGCGCAAGGGUCGGGAUCCGCGCAGCCGUCUGGUGGGAGGAACGGGGGAGCGGAAGAACAUAAGCGGAAGACGGAACGAACUUAA
Closterium sp. Naga37s-1 is the source of this 1353-nucleotide messenger RNA. The record is from the annotation of a GenBank genome assembly. NCBI's taxonomy places the organism in Eukaryota, Viridiplantae, Streptophyta, Zygnematophyceae, Desmidiales, Closteriaceae.